This is a messenger RNA of Vitis riparia (riverbank grape), 387 nucleotides long. RefSeq lists its product as uncharacterized. The coding region runs from base 1 to 387 and encodes 128 amino acids. Lineage: Eukaryota; Viridiplantae; Streptophyta; Magnoliopsida; Vitales; Vitaceae. The record is from RefSeq and is a predicted model, not a curated record. The transcript has a single exon.
AUGAGUACAAAGCUGAAACCACCACCUCGUCGAUUCUCGACGCUCGGCGCGUCAAAUAAGCGAAAAGAGAGGGACGGUUUUGACGCCCAUGAAAUUCCUAAAAUACCCAAGUUCAUAACUCCCCAAGCCGCCACCGUCACCGCCUCCCCAAAAUCCCUGGAGCCGGCUUCGCACAAUAGGCUCUUAGCUGGAUACCUGGCCCACGAGUUCCUCACUAAGGGAACUGUUUUCGGCGAAAAAUGUCCUUCGGCUAGAGCCGAGGCUAAGCCUGUACCAGCGGAGUUGAAGAAGGGUAGGGGAGGAGCCGAGCUGAAAAUGGAGGCUUUAAAGAGAUACGUGGCAGUAUCAGAUUUGCUAAAAACGGAAGGGGCCCAUAUCCCGGCAUAA